UCUCCACAAAACAAAGAAAUUUUUUGUAUAAAAGAAAAUAUAAUUAGAGAGCAAUUAGAUGUUACUUCAAUUGAUGAUAAACUAAGAUAAAUAGAUUUACAUGGUUGACAUGUUCAAAGGCAAUUAAAUUUUUUUUGGCUUGAUGAGUUGAAAUGAUUAGGGUGAAUAUAGUGAUUAGAGGGAGAUCCAAGAAAACUCUAGUUGAUGCUAUAAAAAUAGAUUAAAUUUAUUUGAAUAUUGCUAGUGGUAUACUCUUGCAUGGAGGUGAAUGGAAGGGUAAUAUCUGUGUAGCUCAACCUCAAAUAGUUGGAGCCAAUAUGUCUUGAUGAUGGUGUGAUGAUUUUCUUAUUAGUCUAACAUGAGUUGCAGUGAUUUGUGACACUUAUAAGCACUUAUUUAUUUGUCCUCACUAAUAUAUGGUUCUUAUAUUGUUUUGAGUUCUUUCUGUAAAAUCAGUAUUCACUUACUAAUACAGGUCACAGAUUAUGCAAGAGAUCUUGAAGAGAUGCAGACAAUCUCAAAGGAGGAUUAUCUUGUGUCUUUAAGAAGAAAAAGCAGUGCUUUUUCAAGAGGAUUUCCAAAAUAUCGUGGACUUACCAGACAACCUAACAAUAGUCGGUGGGAAGCAUCUUUUGGACCUAUGCAAGGGAAUGAUUACUUCAGCAACUGUAGUACAAGUAGCGAUGCAACUACGGAUGCACGAUAUUCUGGCAUUGCUGGAACGGAAAGGAAAAUAGAUUUAACAAGUUACAUAAGGUGGUGGAUGCCAAAGAAGGUUCAUCAAACAGAAUCAGCCUCCACUGAAGAUGUUGCUCGGGAACUGAAAAUGUUGGAAUGCUCAGCGCAGUCAACUGAACCUUACAAGCUUCCUUCCCUUGGCUAUCCUCAUAAGGGAAAACCUUCCCCACAAAGCUUGUCAGCUUGUAGUAUAUUGUCCCAGUCUGAUUCCUUCAAGAGUUUUGUAGAGAAAUCAUUGAACUCAGAAGAGAACAAGGAUGAUCCUUCACAAUUAAAAAUCCAUCAAGAGUCUGUUCCUCUGUUCUCCAAUUGUGGGCUUGGCAUAUCCGGUGUGAGCAUGGCAUUUAACGAUUUGCCUGUGCCUAGAACAGCAUACCAGAUGGCUCUUCUGUCGGCGCCUCUGAGGACUAACUAUUCUGGUGAUACAGUUAGUGAGCCUCUAUGGACGAGUCUUGUGCCACCAUCUGAACAAUCUACUGAAACAACAUUUAGGAAGAAAGAAACUGAUAGUUCAUCAUAUGCAUACCAAUGCCAAGAAUGACACUCAAGGAUAUCAAAUUUUAUAAUUGGUGUCAAGGUCUCGAAAUGUUGCAUGUUGUGGAUUUAGUGUUCUUGGUUAAUUUGAUUGUGAACUGAAACGAGGCAAAUUGUGUGAAGCUGCAAUUCUCAUCCAUUCUGCUGUUUUUAAAGAGAUGUUCAGGUGCAUAACAGACAUGGAAGAAUCUGAAUAUUUCUUCAAGGGUUAUGCAUACAGGGAAUAAGCUAUAGGAGCCAUGAGAAAUGUUUUCAUAGUGAGAUGUAAGGUUAGCAUUACUUCUGAUGAUUCAUUUUCUUUCUUUUAAAAUUAUUAUAAUUAAAAGUUUAGUCUACUGUUUAGUAUUAUGUUUGGAUCUCAUACAAUUUUAAUUAUUUUGUUUUCUAUUGGAUAAUUAUACUUC
Molecule: messenger RNA, 1676 nt
Organism: Zingiber officinale
Lineage: Eukaryota; Viridiplantae; Streptophyta; Magnoliopsida; Zingiberales; Zingiberaceae
Product: AP2-like ethylene-responsive transcription factor SMOS1
Exons: 5
Coding region: 506-1279 (257 amino acids)
Source: RefSeq, a predicted model, not a curated record